Messenger RNA from Amoebophrya sp. A120, 1944 nucleotides. Lineage: Eukaryota; Dinophyceae; Syndiniales; Amoebophryaceae. The record is from the annotation of a GenBank genome assembly.
AGGACCUCAAGCUUUGAUAUCUACCAAUGGCGUUCAUUGGGUCGAAUUCUGUUACGAUAUCAUUAUCAUUAUCAAGAAGAGUAAGCGUUUCCUAUCUUGACUGUGAAUGCCUACUGUCCCAGAGAUAGAAUAAAGACCGACCCGCUGUGACUUUGUGCUGCCGCGCAUACCAAUUUGUGGAGCACAAGACGAUCAAUCAAGAACAGCAGCAGCUCUUUCGCUGCAGCAACACACCCUUCCUCGUCUCCUCGGGACUACGGAUCUCAGUACCGGCACGCGACGACAGGUGCAGUGCGUAUUACGACCCCACGGAACGAUCCCACUGCAAACUUGGUGAGUAAUAACAGUCGACCUACUAUCACUAUCCGCGUGUGCCUGCUACCUUGUAGUACGCCGGUUCGCCACCUCUCGUCGCAGUGACGUCUUCAUCAGAUACACAGGUAAAAAUCUGCAGGUUUGCGCACUUCAUCUACAACUACAGCGGUAGCAGUUGCCCGAUCACUCGCACCAUAUUUUCCUUAGGACGCGACGGCGACACAGACGUCGCCCGGGCGCUCUUGGCACGCCGCGCUUGUGCAGAGACCGGACGAAGAAGCCUCUCUCCCCUUUCGCCGCCACUCGAACACAGACCUGACACCGGGAGCAAGAUACAACAGCUGACGGUCGCACCGUAUUAACGAGGGGACAAGACGACCCUAACCUGGCAGCAAGGCUAGAUCUUCCUUCCCUGAUACAACUCAAGCAACAGCGGCGCACUGUGAGAGUACACCGGAGCAGUAGUGCCGACAGAACAACAAGAGGAGGCACUUAGAAGAAACCGGCGAUAUUUAGCAAAACGUAAAGACAGUCGGGAGCAGUACGUUCUUCGGCCCCAGUUCAAAAGCGGCUUUCUUACUGGCCGAAGGCUCGCGUUCGAUCUGUGUUUUCCGCGCUUUGGCCGUCCCUUUUCCAAAUCGCAGGCGGAAAUACCGGUCACAAAAUGGGCGCGAAACCCUCAAAAACCUUGAUGGACACCAUCAUCGAGGUAAAAUUGACGAAAAAACGACUCGAAGCAGCGCAGAGGAAGGCAGAAAAACAGCACGGCAUGGAGAAGCAAAAGGUACUUUUAGUAGUGAUGAAUGAGUUUGAGUGAUCAGAAUUCCAGGUACUCGCAGAGAAAGAUUCAGAAAGCGGAAUUGCUUUCGCAUUGGCAUGUUAGUUUCUGAUGUCGCAGAGCUGGAGUUUGUCUACCUCCGAGGUUCAGGGAAUGGUUCCAGAACUUGUUCAUCUUUCUAAUUCCCCAGGUCCUGAAAGCCAUCGAGCAGGGAAACCUCGAGGGCGCACGUGUUUACGCAGAAAACGCAAUACGGAAGAAAUCCGAAGCGCUGCAGAUGCUCCGACUCGCGGCUAGAAUGGACGCUGUAGCGUCGAAACUAGACACAGCAGAGAAAACACAGGCGAUGUCGCAGAACAUAUCGGACACAAUACCCCAGUUAGACGACGCGCUGACAAAGAUGACACCGGAAGCAAUCGCGACGAACAUGGACCAAUUUGAGAAGAUUUUCGACGACCGUACUUGUUUGAUGUCUGGAUCAUGUUUUGGUUCGAUUUUCGGGUUGUGCGUUCGUGAUGUGAAAAUUUAGAGAAAGAGGUAAGGGAAUGAAAAAAGGGCUACGACAUGUCUCACAUAAACAAAUCACAGUGGACGUGCGCAUGAACUACAUCACGACGGCGGUUGACAGCACCACCGCUUCGGCAACACCAACAAACGAAGUCGACCUACUCAUCCAGCAGGUCGGUGAGGAGCACGCCAUGGAUGUUUCCAACCUCCUAAAUCAGGACGGACUGAAAGACCCCCUGACGGCGGCGAUCUUGAAUCCGGCCGCCGGGCUUCCGGGCAAGGACGCGUCGAAAGAUUCGGUUGGGGAGGAUUUGGAAAGCCGGCUCGCGGCGUUGCGGUCGUGA